Molecule: messenger RNA, 1825 nt
Organism: Antechinus flavipes (yellow-footed antechinus)
Lineage: Eukaryota; Metazoa; Chordata; Mammalia; Dasyuromorphia; Dasyuridae
Gene: RPE65
Product: retinoid isomerohydrolase RPE65
Exons: 11
Coding region: 173-1579 (468 amino acids)
Biological process (GO): zeaxanthin biosynthetic process; retinal metabolic process
Molecular function (GO): retinol isomerase activity; all-trans-retinyl-ester hydrolase, 11-cis retinol forming activity; beta-carotene 15,15'-dioxygenase activity
Source: RefSeq, a predicted model, not a curated record
GCCAUGGCUCACUGGCAGCCUCCUUCGAUGUGGGCCUGGCCUGUUUGAAGUUGGAAGUGAGCCGUUUUAUCAUCUGUUUGACGGGCAAGCCCUUCUCCAUAAGUUUGACUUUAAGGAAGGCCGGGUCACGUAUCAUAGAAGGUUCAUCCGCACGGACGCCUACGUGAGAGCCAUGACGGAGAAAAGGAUCGUCCUGACGGAGUUCGGCACCUGCGCCUUCCCGGAUCCGUGCAAAAACAUCUUCUCCAGGUUCUUUUCUUACUUUCGAGGCGUGGAGGUCACCGACAAUGCCCUGGUGAACGUCUACCCCGUGGGGGAAGAUUAUUACGCCUGCACCGAGACCAACUUCAUCACCAAGAUCAACCCGGACACUCUGGAGACCAUCAAGCAGGUUGACCUUUGCAACUACGUCUCAGUCAAUGGUGCAUCGGCUCAUCCCCACAUCGAAAAUGAUGGAACUGUUUAUAAUAUUGGCAACUGCUUUGGAAAGAACUUUUCUCUUGCUUACAACAUUGUCAGGAUUCCUCCCCUACAAGCAGACAAAGAAGACCCAAUAAACAAGUGUGAGGUGGUCGUCCAAUUUCCCUGUAGCGAUCGGCUGAAACCAUCUUACGUCCACAGCUUUGGGCUGACUCCAAAUUACAUCGUUUUUGUAGAAACACCCGUCAAAAUUAACUUGCUCAAGUUCCUUUCCUCCUGGACCCUAUGGGGAGCCAACUACAUGGAUUGCUUUGAGUCCAAUGAAACCAUGGGGGUGAGCACCAUCCUCGCUAAGCCAAGUACUCUGGGAGAGUUGUCCCAAGGGCACCUUCUAACUCUUUUCCCAUUUUCCAAGGUGUGGCUUCAUGUAGCUGAAAAAAAACAAGGCAAGUACCUCAACAACAAAUACAGAACAUCCUCUUUUAACCUCUUCCAUCACAUUAACACAUAUGAAGAGGGCAACUUCCUGAUUGUGGAUCUCUGCUGCUGGAAAGGAUUUGAAUUCGUUUAUAAUUACUUGUAUUUAGCCAAUUUACGAGAGAACUGGGAGGAGGUCAAAAGAAACGCCAUAAAGGCUCCUCAACCUGAAGUUCGGAGAUAUAUCCUUCCUGUGGUUAUUAACAAGGCCGACACAGGCAAGAAUCUGGUGAGUUUGCCCAACACCACAGCAGCUGCUAUUCUCCGUAGUGAUGGGACCAUCUGGCUGGAGCCCGAGGUCCUCUUCUCUGGGUCCCGCCAAGCUUUUGAGUUUCCCCAAAUCAAUUAUCACAAGUACAGUGGGAAACCCUAUACAUAUGCCUAUGGACUGGGACUGAACCACUUUGUUCCAGACAGGCUUUGUAAGCUGAAUGUCAAGAGCAAAGAAACAUGGGUGUGGCAGGAGCCAGACUCCUAUCCGUCCGAGCCCAUUUUCGUGUCACAUCCAGAUGCCCGUGAAGAAGAUGAUGGAGUGGUUCUGAGUGUGGUGGUGAGCCCCGGGGUGGGGCAGAAGCCCGCUUACCUCCUGGUCCUCAACGCUAAGGACAUGAGUGAAGUCGCCCGGGCCGAAGUGGAAAUCAACAUCCCGGUCACCUUCCAUGGGCUGUUUAAAAAGUCUUGAUUCCAGGUCACCUUUCCCCACCAUCAAGACCCCCAGUGACCUGGUCCUGUGGUCUCCCUUGUCUUUACCACAAGCUCCUAGAAUGCCCAAAGCUUUCCAGACAAUGCUGGGGGUAUCAUAUGGUGCUGGGCACAUUACUGCCCUCAAAAAGACCACCCGUGGAGAUCCCUCCCCAAACGCCCCCUUGAACAGACUCGAUUGGACACAUUUAGAUGGACAUCAUUAAAAUGAUUCCAGAUACAAAAA